AUGGUUGUGGUUCUUAAGGAGGUUUUUGUCAUGCUUUGGGAUUUGCAGUAUUGUAAUGAGGUUUAUUGUGACUUGUUUCUGUUUCUGUUACUUUCUGCUGUUCUCAACAAAUCCUUUGGGCAGAACUAUCCAGAGGAAGCUGAUGGCACAUUGGACUGUAUUAGUAUGGCCCUCACCUGUACUUUUAACAGAUGGGGCACUCUUCUAGCAGUGGGAUGUAAUGAUGGCCGAAUUGUCAUCUGGGACUUCUUGACCAGAGGCAUAGCAAAAAUCAUAAGUGCCCACAUUCACCCAGUCUGUUCAUUAUGUUGGAGUCGAGAUGGUCACAAAUUGGUGAGUGCAUCAACUGACAAUAUGGUAUCUCAGUGGGAUGUUCUGACUGGUGAUUGUGACCAGAGGUUUCGGUUUCCUUCACCUAUCCUGAAGGUCCAGUACCAUCCCCGAGAUCAGAACAGGGUGUUGGUGUGUCCAAUGAAGUCAGCCCCAGUCAUGCUAACAUUGUCUGAUUCAAAACAUGUCAUCCUGCCAGUGGAUGAUGAUUCUGAUCUAAACGUGGUGGCUUCUUUUGACCGUCGAGGAGAAUAUAUUUAUACAGGGAAUGCCAAAGGGAAGAUUUUGGUCUUAAAGACAGACACUCAGGAUCUUGUUGCCUCUUUCAGAGUAACAACAGGCACCAGCAAUACUACAGCUAUUAAAUCCAUAGAAUUUGCACGGAAAGGAAGUUGCUUUCUAAUAAAUACAGCUGAUCGAAUAAUCAGAGUCUAUGAUGGUCGGGAAAUCUUGACCUGUGGUAGAGAUGGAGAACCAGAGCCAAUGCAGAAACUUCAGGAUUUAGUGAACAGGACACCUUGGAAGAAAUGCUGUUUCUCUGGUGAUGGGGAAUAUAUUGUUGCAGGGUCAGCACGUCAACAUGCUUUAUACAUCUGGGAGAAGAGCAUUGGAAACCUAGUGAAAAUCCUUCAUGGCACCAGAGGGGAGCUGUUGCUGGAUGUAGCAUGGCAUCCUGUCCGACCUAUCAUUGCUUCCAUUUCCAGUGGCGUGGUAUCCAUUUGGGCUCAAAAUCAAGUGGAAAACUGGAGUGCCUUUGCUCCUGAUUUUAAGGAGCUGGAUGAAAACGUAGAGUAUGAAGAGCGGGAAUCUGAGUUUGACAUAGAAGAUGAAGAUAAGAGUGAACCCGAACAGACAGGUGCUGAUGCGGCAGAGGAUGAGGAAGUGGAUGUAACCAGUGUAGAUCCCAUUGCUGCUUUCUGUAGCAGUGAUGAAGAACUGGAAGACUCCAAAGCUUUGUUGUAUUUGCCUAUUGCUCCCGAAGUGGAAGACCCAGAAGAAAACCCCUAUGGCCCUCCACCAGAUGCGGUUCAGACUGCCAUACCUGAUGAGGGAAUAGGCUCCGAAAAGAAGAGACAGUCACUGUCUGAUGGACCUCAGCCACCAAAGAAGAAACCUAAGACAACCAAUAUAGAACUGCAGGGAGUACCUAAUGAUGAAGUCCAUCCGCUGCUGGGUGUGAAGGGAGAUGGUAAAUCCAAGAAGAAGCAAGCAGGCAGGCCUAAAGGAUCAAAAGGUAAAGAGAAAGAUUCUCCAUUUAAACCGAAACUCUACAAAGGGGACAGAGGUUCUUUACCUCUGGAAGGAGCAGCGAAGGGUAAAGUGCAGGCGGAGCUGGGACAGCCCUUGCCAGCAGGUGGUGGGAUCUCAGAGCUCUUAUGAAGGCAUCCCCUACCCUACCUACCCUUUAUUUCCUGUCUUGGUACCAUGAGGUGGAUUAAGAUCGAAAUGGUCAGAUAAUGAACUGACUUUAUGGUGAUAUGGUAGGGACAAGCAACUGUGCUGCCUAUGGAUACAGGGGAUGACUUUUUAAAAGAUGCAAAUUGUGGAAGAGGAAAAUUUGGUCCCGCUGAACCUCUCUUCUUGCUAACCAUGAAAGAAGGUACUGACUCUCAGGAAAGAAGGUUUGUACAGAACCUGGUGGAACUGCUUUCUGUUUAGAGCUCCCUAACUGUACAGAGUCUUGACACAGGACAAGGAGAUCACUGUGCUGCCAAGCUGAAGUCUUUCAUUAUGUUUCUUUUACAUAUUCUGGUUCUGAAGAUGAUGAAUCCAGAUAUUUUGUUUCCACAAAUACCUGUCACAGUGCUGUGGGUCCCAAGAACAUUUCUAUUGCGUCGUCGCUAAUUGAAGUAGAUUAUUGUGUGCAUCACUGUUUUAUCUGUUACCCACUCUGGCUUGCAGUAGUUGGUAGAUGUGCUCUUAAAGCUGAGAUGCCCUGUGUAUAACUUUGAAGGGGAAUUGCCUUCCAAGUUGCCCUUCUGUUUGUACAUGUUUGGAAUAGACACUUGGGGUCAAGAAGCCUGCAGAGAAUGACCUGAUUACAAAUGGGGUUUUCAGGGAAUGGGUAUUCUCUGCAAGAGUGGGGGAGAGAGUAAUAAGCAGCCAUUUAUCUAGACAGAGGAGGAAGGGCCUUGGAUAUAGCAUGCAGGCGAAGCACAAGUGACUUGCACAUCUCACCAUGCUUUUUGCAUCUCAUGCACACCAUAGAAAUGCACACAUCUCCCAUAGGGAGAUAGUUGGUCACCCCACACUUUGAGAUGUGUAAAGAGAAUCAGCAUCUACCUGCAAGAGAUACAUGUAGCUCUGGAGUACAGAUGAGACAUUGAAGCAUGGCCAUAGAAUGUAUUGAGUCACCCUUUUCUUGUGCAUUUGGGUUCAGUCACUUGGCCAACACAAGAAAGCACUGGCCUCUGCAUCUUCAUUUCCUGCUGUUUAAUUGUUUUAUACAAAGUGAUAUCUAUUUCCUAACUUAAGAACAUUAUUUCCCCCUUCAGAAUAGAAAAGCUCCUUUCUCCAGGUAUAACAAAUAAUUUUACAAAAUCCAGAAGAAUGUAUUCAUUAAGAGUGACCAAGGUCUGGAGGAGGUUUAAAUGCUGAAGAAUGGGUACUUAAUUCCCAGCUGCAAAUACGUCUUUUAGUGCUUUUCCUUUCUGCAUGUUGUGCCCCAAGGCCUCUCUCUUCAUCUAAUGAAACCUUACAUGUGCUAUUAUAAAUGUAAUGAUAUCCCUGACUUCAGCCUUCCUGUAUCUAAUCCUGCCACCCGCAGUCUGCCAGUUCACCCAAAGAUCUGAAGGCUGCCUGGGUAACAAUUGCUGUUCUGCAUGGGGGGGGGGGGGAGAGAGGGAAUCCAGCCUUCUUCCAUGGUUUAUUUUCUUUCACACUUUAAAAAAUUAUUUAGAUACUGCAAUAUUUUGUACAAAACCAGACAGAUGAC
This is a messenger RNA of Gekko japonicus, 3265 nucleotides long. It is a transcript of the gene RBBP5, whose product is annotated as retinoblastoma binding protein 5. Gene Ontology annotation, molecular function: protein binding. The record is from RefSeq and is a predicted model, not a curated record. Gene Ontology annotation, cellular component: Set1C/COMPASS complex. The transcript has 14 exons. Lineage: Eukaryota; Metazoa; Chordata; Lepidosauria; Squamata; Gekkonidae. Bases 1 to 1710 code for a protein of 569 amino acids.